ACGGGUUUUCGUGGGUCGACAUCGCAUGUGAUAGCCAGGGAGGUCUGUAUGUAUAAAAAACGUCAACGUUCAAACAAGGUAUUAAGUUGAGUCGUUCCCGAGCAAUAGGACAGCCUUUUAGCAGUUGAUAGCUACACCAAAGAAGUUCGCCAAGUGUAUACACGCAUGGUGCAACGGUAUCAAAACGGGAGUGUUUAGGCUGCGCAGACGUGGUUGCAUCACUUUCUUCCAAGAAUUACCGUCUCUGCUUGAGUGCAGGCGCACGUAUACAUAGUAGGCAUACCGAUACAAACCAUCUUGCCCUGGAUGAACCCACUUUCAGCCGCUACUUAAUCAAGCAUCUGCAGUAAAGGCAUUUCCAGUCGUUGUGAUAUACUGUAUACGUUGUAUGUUAGACGAAAGGAUAGGUGACAUGCACUAAGUUAAGGAGAGUGGCUAUGCAGAAGAUAACGGAUAGCACACAAGAGCAAUUCCAAUAACAGGAUAUUUAAGCUGUUGACUGUAUGCUGUUUCAGUGGUUGUGUUAAGCACUGUUUAAUACAUCCACCUGGUGGGAAGAGGCAGUCAAGACUUUAAAGAAGUUGUAUGACGUGUUGUGAGGCAGAAGCUAUGUCCUCUGGUACGGGAGUCAUGCCAAUCCGUCAAGUUCAGGAUAAUGGAACGUCACGAUUUGGCACCCUAACACGCAAAACAAUAGCCGAAGGACUAUUCGACGUUGCAUUACUGAUGUCCAACGCGUCCCAGCUGAACGCUAUCUUAGCGGCCGGAAGUGGUGCCAAAUUUUACAGCAUCAUCCUUGGGUUCCUUAUAACGUCCAUUGUGCUUCAGCUCAUUGUGGGCGGGGUACUUCUCGCCAUUGCAACCCUGGAAAUAAAGCAAGAUUCAGGAAGAAAGCUGCACAGUACGCUGAACACGGUGGCCGUUGGCCUGAUCGGUUUCAUCACAGCUGUCAAUAUUUUCAUCACGGCCUUUGGAGUUAAUGUAACUAAUUCAGCCAUUGGUAACAACACCCUAUAAGGAAUAAAAAUCUUUUUACAUGCAUGGUAAACAAGUGAACGAGAACUUACGCCUGAAGAUUAUAUCUAGACCGCUGGCAGCAAAAUGUAAAAUUGCGUUUCGCACAUGCUCACAAGACCUAUUAAAAUUAAUCAAAGAACAAAGAGAUCUGUCAUUCUGGACAAAUGACAUCACAUUAGUUUGUUUAUCGUUUGAUAUUUUUUGCAAAAACCAUGACCAACAAAAUGAUAGUACAAUGAUAUAGUCAAAUAGACCAGCUAAUUACUGAUAUUUAUUUAAUUAGUUGGUGUUUUAUGUCGUAGGCCUACACAAAAAUAUUAAACUCAUACGACGGGGACCGGCAUUAUUGUUCGAG
Molecule: messenger RNA, 1372 nt
Organism: Liolophura sinensis
Lineage: Eukaryota; Metazoa; Mollusca; Polyplacophora; Chitonida; Chitonidae
Product: ninjurin-1-like
Exons: 2
Coding region: 586-1017 (143 amino acids)
Biological process (GO): cell adhesion; tissue regeneration
Cellular component (GO): membrane
Source: RefSeq, a predicted model, not a curated record